AUGACAUAUAUAAGAUUAUCAGAUAUAAUUUAUUCAAAAGAUCCAAUAAUCAACGCAUCGAUUUUACUUUAAUAGAAAAAGUUUUAUGAAAGUUUUUUAAUUCUCAAUAAAUUAAAAGAUUAAAAUUUUAUAAGAUAAAUCAAACAAAAUCAAUUGUUGAAAAAAUGUAUAAAUUAAAUCAAUUAAGAUUUGCAAUAAAAAGUAAAAAGUCAAUAAUUAAUGGGAGUAGCUUCAAAAUUAAUCUAAAAUGAUAUUAAGAAUAUAAAAAUUUCGAAUAGUUUGUAAAAAAUUAUUGCAUGGAAAAUUAAAUUAUUAUAAAAUUGGAAAACAAAUGAAUUUGAUGAGAUUUAUAAAUUUGUGAAUAGGAUGUUAAAAAUCAAGAAAUAAAUAGAUGAGUAUUAUUUAAGUGAGCCUAAUGGAAUGGUGUAAGCUUUAAUUUGUUUUUUUUAUGCAGAAAUUUUAAAUGAUUUGUUAGAAGCAAAUGAAAUGAUAAUUCAUGCCAAAAAAUCAGCAGAUAUAUAUAUUAUAGAUUAUACAACAAAUAAACAUAUGUUUUAUAUAACAACAAAAUAUGAAAAUGGAUAAUUGUAAUUAAAUAAAAUUUCUAGUAAUGCCCCCUAUUUUAUAUGUAAUAAAACUUUUUAGGAUUUAAUUCCUUUAGGAAUUCGUGAAUGGCAUAAUAAAUUAGUAGAUGAAUUUAUAAUAACAGGUAAAUCCAAAUUUGUUAGAUAGUUAUAUCAAAAUUAUAUAACUCAUGGAUAAUUAAUUGAUACUAUAGAUUUUGCAAUAGAUUUAACAUAUUCUGAUUAAGUAAACUUUAUUUGUUUAAUAUCUCCAACUUCUGUUAAAAAUGCAACGGUGAUUGUUGAUGAAAAAUAUAAUAUAACUAGUUUUACAAAUCAAUUAAAAGAAAUUAAAUAUUAUAAAGCACUUUUUUCAAAGGGAUCAUCUAUAAUUAAUGUAUUUCCAGAAAUUUAAUAGGUGAAUUAAAGUUGCUUUUUAGAAAAUGUUGUAAUAAAUACUUAAAAGUUAAUCUAUUAAAAUGAAGAAUCAGAUGAUAUUCGUUACUAUUGCAACUUAGAAAUAAUAGUGAAACAUCAUAAAGAUCAAAUGAUAUACAUGAUUGUAAAGCUUGAAAAUAUAUAAAUUACCUAUUAAAAUAACGGUAAUUCAACAAAAAAAGAAACAUAAACAAUUAUAUCAUCCUCAGCUAAUGAAUUAAGCAUAGCAGAAGAGAAACUUAUAAUAAUUAAAUAAGUUUCAAAAGAAGAUACAUACUUACCUCAAUAGAAUAAUGAAGUAAAAGGAUAAAAUGAUAUAAAAAGUUUAAAAGAGGCAAAAAGUUUAAAUAAAUUAUAGAGUUUAAAUGAAAUUAAAAGUUUAAAUGAAGAAGCCAUAAAAAGGGUUUUAAAUAUAGAUUCAGUUUAACCAUAAGUAUUUACAUCUAGAGGUGAUCCUGAAUAACAUCUUUUAGUUGAGAAAAUAAAAACUGAAAGUAAAAAACAGUCAAUUAAAUCUUUAACUUAAGGUGGAGAUGGUAAGGGAUUAUAACCAGAACAAUAGGAGGUUAAAAAAGAAGAAUUAUUUGAUAGGGAAGAUUAAUCUUAAGUAUCAUCUAUAAGAAUGCUUAGAAAUUCAAAAUUUUAUAGAAAAUAUGACCUAUAUAACAAAUUUAAUAAGCAUAUGCCUUUAAAAAGAUAACAUUAAUUAUUGGUCUUGUUGUUUAUUUUAUGUUUAAUUAUUUAAGCAUUAUUCAUCAUAAUAGUAAUAUAUACUUUCUAUUUUAGCAAUUAUCAAGUUUAAAUUUAGUAGCAUUUGCAAUUGAUAUCAAUUUAUUAGAAAUAAAAAAUCUAUUCUUUUAACCAAUGGAUAUGUUUUUAGUUACUAGAUGGAAUUUAUGGACUUACAAUUUCUAGAAAACUAAUGGUAUUAUUUCUUAAUAAGAGUAUAAUUCAGUUUCUAAAUUUGCAACUUCUAAUUUAGGACUUGGAUUUGACUCUUUAAAUUAAAACUUAAAAUUAGUUCUUAAUCGACAAGAACUUUAAGGAUUAUUAUAAACUAAAUAUAUAAUGGCUUAUUCUUAUCUUGAUACUUAUAAAUCAGAAUAAUAUAAUAUGACUCUUAGGACAGCAAUCUCUGUUUUGUUGAAUUUUUAAUAUAUUUUGAAGAUGAAUUACAUAUAUGAGAAAACGGUUAAAGCUGAUAGUCAAUAAAUCUUUUAUAGUUUUAAAAAUUAUCCUAUAAUCAGAGAUAUAAUGACUUAAUUAAAUUCUGAUAUAAUGACCCAAACUAUUUCAAGGGGAUAAAGUUUUUAAGAUGAAGUUUAAACACUUUUUUUAUUUCAGCAAUUAUUUUUGGUUAUAAUGGUAAUUUCAAUUAUUUAUGCUUAAAUUUAUAUCAAUAAAAAACUUAUUCUAUUCUUACAAUUAAGCUAAUAUUCUGAUAAUGAUGCUAUAUAGUAAGAUAUCUUAAAAUUUAAGUAAUUACUUGAUAAAUUACAAUAAGAUAAUUCUUAUAAAUUUAAUUAUAAUCUUAAAAUUGCAGAAAAAGAAUUAUAAUUUUUUGAGUAAAAAGUAGAGAAAGAAACAAGAAGUACAAAAAAUUUAAGAAAAAAAAGAAUACCUCCUUAUAGAUUUAUUUUUAUACUAAUUUUAUUUUAUUCAAUACUUGGUUUAAAUAGUAUAGUAAAUUAUUUGGAAUUUUUAAAAUAUUUAAAGAAAUACCCAGAAACAGCUUUUUAUAAAAAAUAAUUGGCUGAUCUUGGUGGUGAUAUACCCUUAAUGUUUGCAUAAAGAGAAGUUCUUUAUGGAAGAAAAAACUAUAUGUAUUUAGAUGCAGCAUAUUUUGAUAGAAUGUGGUAUUAUAUUAUGGAAUCUCUUAAUAAUACUAAAUUAUUUACAUCCUAAGAUCCUAAUUUUGAUAAGUAAUUUAUUAUAAUUAAAUUUUAAGUAUGCUUGUGACAAAUAAGUUUUAUGACUUUUAUUCUAAAAUUCAACUUAGUGAUUUGUGUGAAUACUUACCAGGAGAUCUAAAGAUUAGAGCAGCAUAGUUAUGUCCUACUAUAAUGAAUUAAAACAUGAGGCAUGGUCUUAAAGCUAUGUUAAUAUAUAUUUAAAAUUUAAUUGAAACAGAUGUGGCAAUUAAUAAUUUUACUUAUAGAGCUGUGCCUACUUAGAAUGAAUUAGAAGGAGCAUUCAUGAUAUCAGAAGUGAUUAAUGUAAUGAAUUCAAAUUUUUAUAAUGAUUUAAUUGAUGUUACAAUCAAAUUGGUAGAUUAAUAAAAAGUAACUCUUUUUUAUUUUAAUUAGGUUUUCAAUAUUUGUUAUUUGGUUAUACAUUUUGUUGUUUUGAUGUUUAUUAUAACUGAGGUUAAAAAUAAAAUUUAUGAAAACAGCAAGAUCAUAAUUCAUUUCGUCUAUGUGAUACCUUCCCAAACAUUAUUUACUGAUGACACAUUUGAGAGAACUCUCAGAACUUUGAUCAAUUUCUGA
This is a messenger RNA of Paramecium sonneborni, 3490 nucleotides long. Lineage: Eukaryota; Ciliophora; Oligohymenophorea; Peniculida; Parameciidae. The record is from the annotation of a GenBank genome assembly.